Molecule: messenger RNA, 5343 nt
Organism: Tremella mesenterica DSM 1558
Lineage: Eukaryota; Fungi; Basidiomycota; Tremellomycetes; Tremellales; Tremellaceae
Exons: 35
Coding region: 1-5343 (1780 amino acids)
Biological process (GO): phosphorylation; phosphorelay signal transduction system
Molecular function (GO): phosphorelay sensor kinase activity
Source: RefSeq, a predicted model, not a curated record
AUGUCACACGUCACACCAUCAGGCUUACCCCUACCCCGCCUUUGUCCUCUGCGUCCCCAUUCCCCAGAGACCCCACUGGAUGAAACCGAUUCUCAUCACGAUCAUCAUCACUCCAGCUUUGUCCAUGCCUCUCACGAUCUACAACCUUUCACCCCGGUAUGGGCCAACAGCAAAUGGAAAGCUCUCACUCAAGGUCGUCCUCUACUUAAAUGUCUCCCACUUCAAAGUGCGAAAGACCUAGGCGCAUGGCUAACUUCGAAUCACAAUGAUCGAUUGAGCUCAUCCACCAAUCGAUUUUCAUCUUCGACACCUACGGGUUAUCCAACUCCUCUCCCAAAUACCUCCAUCACCGUCAACCCCGCCACUGGUCUAACGGAAAAACUCCCACCCGUCUUCUGGGAACCUGAUAACCAUUCUCGAGAUGAUCGAUCCGUUCUCUCUGACACUCAUUCCGCUUCAGAUACCAGUGUCAUGGGAGCGGACACCGGCGACGAUGUCCUUUUUUCCUCUCAGACAGUAACGAUAGAACUCAUUCACCCCGGGAGAGUCAAAUUGGAGUUAUCAAAGACUAGCAUGCCUAUUCGGUCUUCCAACGAUUAUUCCGCAACUCCCACGAUAAAGAUGUCCACACAUACUUACGUCAUCAUCACCACAAUACCCCGAAGCCUUUUCGUUCCCAAUAAAACUUGGUCGACAAGCUCCCAACUCAAGGCGCCUUCCAUGGAAGACCAACGACGUUUAAACUUGCCUCAAAUCUAUGGAGCGGACAACUCCCCGCCGAUAAAAGAACGACCCACCACUCCUUCAGUCCCAAAGAUUUCACUUCUCAUUCCACCUUUGGCUCAUGCCAAAGCGAUGAACUUAAUUCUGCCUACUGGCGCAAUGUACAAUCCUAAUACCCUUAGUCCCAAUCGACCCUCCAUGGUGGAACAGGUGUCAGCUAUACAAUCUUCUCGUGAAGUGGGUUUACGACGGCCUGUCAUCUUUAACAGGGAUGGCACGGUGGUACGGCAACGAUCUGAUGUGCAAGACGUUGCACAGGUCGAUGGGAUCUCAAUGGAUGUCAAUGUCUUGCUAGAAACCACAGAUUGGUCCAAGACCCCCUUAGGACCAAGGGAUACUUGGCCCCAGAGUCUGAAAACGAUAGUGGCCAUGGUCAUGCAGUACCCUCAUCAAUGUUGCGUGUGGUGGGGUCCUGACCUGACACUUAUAUACAAUACACCCUACGCUGAGACCAUGCAUAAACAUCCUUAUCUCUUUGGCAUGUCUGGCCCAGAGGGGUGGGCUGAGAUAUGGGCAAGCUUGGGACCCUUGUGUGAAAUCGUCUUGCAGGGCACGCCCGUCUUUAGGGAAGAUGAUUUCUUGAUGUUCAAGGAACUCCCCCGGCAAGGUAAUGCAACUUACGAGGCCUUUCAUUCCUGGAUGUGGGUGCCCAUUAUGCAGGAAGACGGAACAUUUGGUGGACUAUGGAAUGCGACUAUCGACACAACCAAGAAAGUUCUACUGGAAAGGCGUUUAGGCAUGACCCGAGAGAUGAGUGAGAGAACAUCGAUCGCGCGAACGAUGAAAGAGUUUGACACGGCCGUCUUGGACAUCCUCACAGGAAACCCACGGGACGCCCCCUUCGUCGCAUUAUAUCAUGUCAACCUACCAACAAAGGUCAAAGGAAAUGAUAUUCAAAACCAAGCUGCUACCCAGUCACUCAAAGCGGAAUCUAAGAAGCACACUCGCGUCCAUCUCCAUCUCGUGGGCAGCAUAGGUGUCCCAGAUAAUCACCCUUCCACGCCAGCCAAACUGUCCGUCCUCCUACCCCCUCCCGAACCGAAAAAAUGGCGCAGUCCCGUGGACGCUGCCAGUCUCUCUCACUCUUUCAAUAGCUCGCCGGCAAUGUCGUCUUCGUCUGUCAGUACAGGUAUCGAUGAUGGUGAUUCCGAUGAUGGGGCUCGGCUAAGCUUGGAUCAUUGGCCUUUCAAAGAGGCUUUACAGUCAAAGCGGGUCGUGUUGGUUGAAGACUGUUCUGAUCUGAUCAAAGGCUUCCCGGUGAGAAUUUGGGACGAACUUCCGACUUCAGCCAUUGUCAUACCCGUCAACAGCGACUCGGACGAAGGUAUACCCAGUACAGUCCUCGUCUUGGGUCUCAGUAUACGUCGCCCUUUCGAUGAUGAUUACGAGUCGUUCAUCCUAGCCUCUGGUAUCGCCGCUGUCAGAUCCUACGAAGCAGAGCGGAAACGCUUGGAAGAGCUCGCCGGGUUGGACCGAGCUAAGCUUCCUGCGGAAACCGGGCUUGCGUUGUCUAAAAGAAGUCAUGAACUUCGGACGCCUCUCACCCUCAUUUCUGGACCAAUCGAGGACAUGCUUCAGGGCGCUCGUCCUGGACCAGAAAGAGUCACAUUGGAGAUGAUCCGACGAAACACACAGCGUCUUGUCUCUACUUUGAUGGACGUAAGCCGUCUUGAAGGUCAGAGGAUGAAAGGGUCUUUCCGUCGAGUCGACCUGAGCCAAUUGACUCGUGAACUGGCUGUUCUCUUCAACGGUGCAAUGGACCGCGCCAAGCUGAAAUUUGUGAUUGAGACGGAACCGUGCGUUCGAGAAGUGUAUGUGGACCCGGAACACUGGGAGAAGAUCGUCUACAAUCUCAUCGGGAACGCUCUGAAGUACACUAUGAAAGGCUAUGUGCAUCUGUCGGUACACUACACGCCCACCGAAGCGAUUUUCGAAGUGAGCGAUAGCGGCGUAGGCAUUCCUGCAUCUGACGUGCCUUUGAUCGGAGAGCGAUUCCAUCGUGUUAACUCAAUAAGUCGAUCUCACGAAGGGACUGGGAUUGGUCUAGCAUUGGUCAAAGAGCUCAUCAAACUGCACGGCGGUACGAUGGAGAUGGAAAGUGUCACAGCUGAACAAUCUGCCGAUGGAUCUCACGGCUCAACUUUCCGUGUCCGCUUGCUUGUGGGAUCUGUGCACCUGCCCAGAGAGAGCAUAGACGUAGCAGAUGAGACUGGUCCCAAAAGGACGACGUACGGAGAUGCGAUUGUCGACGAAGCUCUUCAGUGGUCGAAAGAUAAGGAAGAGAGUAGCGCAGAUUCAACUUCAGAUUCCAAUGGGGUGAUCUCAAAUGGGAAUUCGGAGGGCAAGAGUUCUAGGGGGUUAGAGUUGAGUACAUUGUACUUUUCGAAGGAGGAUGUGGUCAUGUUGGUUGAUGACUCUUUCGACACUAGACGUUACAUGCGAUCGAUAUUCUCACCUUUCUGCACUGUCGUCGAAGCGCGUGACGGUCAAGAGGCUCUGGACAUGUGCAAGAAACUUAUUCCGCAGUUGAUCGUGUCAGACGUCAUGAUGCCCAAUCUUGACGGCUUUGGACUUCUAGCCGCUCUGAAGGAGUCUAAGCCCCUACGGAUCGUACCUGUCAUCAUGCUGACCGCUCGCGGUGGUGACGAUUCGACUGUUGAGGGACUCUUGGCUGGGGCAGACGCACACAUGCAAUUGCAACUGGGCAAGAGACGCAAGUACCUCGAGGCAGCCUUCGAAGAACAAACAACUGAGCUACGUACUCUCGCCGAAUAUUCUCCUGUGGGAAUUUUCAGAUGCAGUCAAGAAGGAAACGUAACCUUUGCGAAUCCUGCUUGGUAUGAGAUGUCAGGAUACCCUGCGGGGGAACAAGUGGUCGAUUGGACACCGUACAUUGACGUGCACUGUGCUCAGCGGAUUCAGACAUUCUGGGAUCAUGUACGGGAAAACAAUGAGGCUAUGCACACGGCGGAAUGGCAAUUUGCCAAUGGACGAUGGGGUGAUAAGAUCAUCCGUCUAGACAUAGCUGUCCCUGGUCUGAAGGGCAUUCUAGGUUGCGUGACUGAUAUCACCGAACGAAAGCUGCACGAAGAGACUCAGCGUCUAAGAGUUGUGGAGGCCGAACACCGUCGUUUGGAAGCGGAAGAAGCCAAAAGACAACAAGAGCUCUUGAUCGACAUCACAUCACACGAGAUCCGUAAUCCCAUCAGCUCCCUCAUGCAGAUAACUGACACCAACCUCAUAUCACUGCAAGAACAACUGCAAGCGGUCCUCAAUCAGCAGACAAACUUCAUUCCGACCGAUCAGCUGCUCGCCACGAUCAACGAGGAUCUCGAAGCUUUAGAGAGUAUCUAUCAGUGUGGUCUGACUCAAGAGAGAAUAUGUAAUGAUGUUCUGUCCUUGGGAAGGAUUCAAUUGGACAUGUUUCAAAUGUUUGAUGUCGAGACGAACAUCCGCAGCGAGGCAAACAAAGUCAUCUCGAUUUUCCAGAAUGAAGCUCGAAUGAAAAGGAUAGCAUUGUCUUUCUCGAUUGGCGAGCAGAUGGAGCGUCUGGGGAUAGACACAGUCAAGACUGAUCCCGUGCGAUUGGGUCAAGUUAUGACCAAUCUACUGUCCAAUGGUAUUCGUUUCACAUCGACCAGCCCGAUCAGGAAAAUCAAUAUGAACUUCGAUCUCAGUCUUGAACCUCCUCGAGACGACAGCUGUCUUCCUCCGCCGUUGUCGAACAAACAUCAAUGCUUAGUGGAAGGCAUGCCGAUUUAUCUAUACAUUGGUGUCACCGAUACCGGUCCUGGAUUGACGCCCGCAGAGUUGGAACUGUUGUUUCAGCGGUUCUCGCAAGUAUCACCGAAAACUCAUACGAUAUACGGUGGUUCGGGUCUUGGGUUGUUCGUUUGUCGAAAGAUCACAGAGAUUAUGGGUGGGCGUAUUGAAGUGGCUUCUGAGCAUGGCAAAGGAUCCACCUUCCGCUUCUUCAUCACGGUCCGCAUGUGUGCCCCUCCCUCUAGCAAACGAGACUCUCUACGAGUCACAAUCCAUUCGGAUGGCCCUCCUACCAAAAAGCGCGAGACUGUCCCUAUCAGACAGUCGUUCACCCCUUUCCGACCUCAUGUCCUCAUUGUCGAAGAUAACCUGAUCAACCAAACAGUAUUGGCACGGCAAUUAAGACAUGUCGAGUUCACCUGUGAAGUUGCAAGCAACGGCCUAGAGGCUCUUGAAAAGAUCAGGAAGGUCAUGUCUGUCAUCAAGCCAGAUGGACAACCUUACGACUGUGUGAUCAUGGAUAUAGAGAUGCCAGGUGAGUCGAGUAUGGGUUUACUGCACAGUGUUGAUGCACCAGUGAUGGAUGGUCUCACAGCUGUCAGACAUGUCCGAGCGGAGGAAGCAGCUGGGAUGUUGUCACGUAGUUCUGUUGUCGCUUUGACCGGUAACGCCCGACAGGGCCAGAUUGAUGAAGCAAGACGUAUGGGUAUGGACGAUGUAGUGAUCAAGCCUUAUAAGAUUGAUCAAUUAUUACAGAAGAUAGACGAAGUGACCAACUCUUCGAUUCCAGAACUAUAA